AUGGGUUCAAUUUGUCUAAACGACGACUCGUUUGGCCCCGCCGUCCGUGGUUGCCGUGAUGACUUUGACUUUACUGUCCGGUUCGAGAGCAUAUUUCUCUCCAUUAUCCCGGCUGCCGUUUUUACUGCUGUCUCACUCCCCCGCAUUGUCUAUCUCUCCCGGAAGCCUCGCAUAGUGAGCGCUAAGAGCAUCGAGACUAUAAAAUUGGCCAUCAUCACAGUGUUUGCCACACUUCAGUUCGCACUACUUAUUGUUCAAACCACCUCCAAUGGCUCGCUCGAUGGGUUCGCUGCCGCGGCAUCCGCCCUCAGUUUCCUUGCCUCCCUCUUCAUGAUCGGCCUGUCGUUUGCCGAGCACUCCAGAGCGCCUAGACCGAGUAUGCUCUUAACGGGCUAUAUAUUCUUCCAGAUUCUGUUCGAUGUCGCGCAGGCUAGGACCUCUUGGUUGAUGGCCAGAACGUCACUUUCGACCCAACUAUUCGCCAGGCUUUUCACUGCUUCAUUGGCUGUCAAGGUCGUCAUACUUCUUGUCGAGGCUCAGAGAAAGGCAAGGUGGAUUCGCUGGACCGCAGAAGAGCACAGCCCCGAGGAGACGAGCGGGCUCUUCAGCUUGAGCGUCUACUUCUGGCUUAACCGCCUCUUCCUCCACGGCUACAAAAAGGUUUUAACCAUCAAGGAUCUCUACGCCCUCGAUCGAGGCAUGAUAGCGGAGACGAUGCAAGUCACCCUGGCUCAGGAACUCGAUAAGGGGACGUAUCGCGGCAGAAAGCAUGGGCUCGCCCGAGCCCUGGCCAAAUCGCUUGCCGUUCCGCUCAUGUUACCAGUGGUGCCGAGGCUCGCGCUCAUUGGGUUCUCUUACAGUCAACCGUUUUUUAUACAGUCUCUUUUGGUCUAUCUCCAAGAAGACCCGGAAACAACGCCAAAAAACAUGGGCUACGGGCUGAUCGGCGCCGCCUUUUUUAUUUACGCGGGCAUUGCCGUCUCCACCGCUCUGUACUACUACUUCCACCAGCGAGUUCUCUACAUGUCUCGGGGUUGCUUGGCGGCAGUCAUCUAUAAGAAGACCACGGAGGCCUCGAUCUCAGGGGCCGGUGAUGAUUCUGCCGCAGUAACGCUCAUGAGCACCGACAUCGAGCGCAUAAUACGCGGAUUUUACCCUCUUCACGAGUGUUGGGCCAGUUUCCUGGAAAUAGCUCUCGGCUGCUGGCUGCUUCAAAAAAAACUCGGGAUAGCAUUCAUCGCGCCCAUUGCCGUGAUUCUAGUAUGUACCGGCAUCACAGCCGCGGCUGCAAAGUUGACAGGGGAGCGGCAAUCUCGCUGGAUGGCCCAAAUACAGAAGCGCGUGGGGCACACUUCAAACAUCAUCAGCAAUAUGAAGCACUUGCGUAUUUCUGGGCUCGCAGGCAUCGUGGGCGAUUUAAUCCAGAAAAUGAGGGUCGAAGAGAUGCGGAUUGGAAACCAGUUCCGUUGGCUCCUUAUUGUUAGUGCACUCGGUGCACUAUCGCCUGCAAUAGUUUCCCCGGCCGUAACUUUUGCCUUUGCGCAGUCGCGUCUGGACGUUACCACCAUCUUCACGUCAUUUUCAUUCUUGGUUCUUCUUAACGCCCCAUUGGGCAUGCUCUUUCAAGCUGUCCCGGGUCUGAUUGCCGGCUUUACCUGUCUUGGACGCAUCCAGAAGUUCCUCGAGGCGGAUCCCCGCGUCGACUUCCGGCAGUCUGCCCACUCGUCGGCACCGAACGAUAAGCAAUCCGAGGAAACUGCGUACAGGGACAGCUUGGAAGGGAUUCCUCUGGAGUCGGUCGGCAAGGCGGCCGACCAAAGCUCGGAACGCUGCGCCUCCGGUCCUGCCAUCGCUAUUGUAGAUGGCAGCUUCGGCUGGUCAGCAGAGAAGAUGGUCCUCCAGGACAUCACGGCGUCCGUCCCGGCAUCGCAGUUGACAAUUGUUGUUGGUCCUGUGGCGUCAGGUAAGUCCACACUAUGCAAGGUUUUCCUCGGUGAGGUCCCCUUCAGCAGCGGUCUGGUCUCGGUCCUCUCACGCAAUGCUGCCAUCGGAUACUGCGAACAGAACCCGUUCCUGUCCAACGGCUCCAUCAAAGACAACAUUGUCGGAUUUUCCCCAUUCAAUCAAGCACGGUACGAUGAGAUACUCGACGCAUGCAUGCUUUCCAAGGACUUGCUACUCCUACCGUAUGGCGAUGAUACAAAGAUCGGGAGCAACGGCAUCAUGCUCAGCGGUGGCCAAAAACAGCGCGUCUCUCUUGCCCGUGCUCUCUACCUCAAUAGCAACCUCUUGAUCUUUGACGACAUUCUGAGCGGGUUGGACAACGACACUUCGGCUGAGGUUUUCAGAAAGGUCUUUGGGGUCGAUGGCAUCAUCCGCCGGCGUAGGGCAACGGCCGUUUUGUGCACACAUGCAAUCAAACACCUCCCUCUAGCCGACCACAUCAUUGCCCUCGGGCCUGAUGGCACACUCGUUGAAGAAGGCACCUUUGAAGACCUGAUGCGGGACAACAAAUACGUUGCCAGCCUCGGGGUUAAGGCAACAGACUCGGACACGGACUCAGAAAGCGGCAGCAUAUCAGACCGCAAGCCCGACCCUUUGCCGCCACCGAAAGCGAAGCGUACCCCGGCUAUUUCCGAAGAUAUGAUGGAGAAGUCAAGGCAAACGGGCGAUUUCAAAGUUUAUAUCCAUUAUCUUCGCAGCUUGAGCAUCCCUGCCACCGUCAUCUUCGUGCUCGGCUCCGCCUCCUAUGCCAUUUGGAAUACCUUCCCGACAAUGUGGUUGAAGUACUGGGCCGAAGAUACGCUCGGCAAGAGCAGCCAGUACUAUGCUGGGCUUUUCGGCUUCUUCAAAGCGUUGCAGCUUCUCUCCCUCGUGGUGGGCGGUGUCGCUUUGAUUAUUUACAUGACUACGAGCUCCGGGGAAGCGCUUCAUCAACAAGCCUUGCGAACCGUCAUCCACGCACCACUGACGUUCUUCACAAACACAGAUACGGGAAUCGUUACGAAUCUUUUUUCCCAGGACAUGACACUGAUCGACUCAGAAUUGCCAAUGAGUGUACUCAAUGCCGUCAUGAGUGGUUUUGAGGCAAUUGGCAUGGGGGUGGUGAUUGCUGUUGGAAGCCCGUAUAUGGCCGUCAGCUAUCCCUUCCUGGUCGCCUUCUGCUGGAUUAUACAGAAGUUUUACCUUCGAACGUCUCGUCAGCUCAGACUUUUGGACCUGGAGUCAAAGAGCCCCCUAUACACCCACUUCCUCGACACCAUCAAAGGUGUGGCGACCAUACGUGCAUUCGGUUGGACGGAUAAGAACAUCGAUUUUAACCAGCACCUGCUCGACACCUCGCAGCGGCCCGCGUAUUUGCUUGCCAUGAUUCAACAGUGGCUCGUCGUGACGAUGCAGCUCAUGGUUGCCUGUAUCGCCGUCGUCCUCGUCGGUCUCGCCGUCGGACUUAGGGCUAGCUCCGGAUUCACUGGAGCGUCCUUGGUCACCCUCAUGACGUGGGGCGAGACCAUUGCGUGGCUCAUCCGGUGCUACACCCAGCUCGAGACGUCCAUCGGCGCCAUCGCACGUAUCAAGACGUUUUCCGAAAAGGUCACCCCGGAGGAUCUUGAAGGUGAAGACAUCGAUCUGCCGGAAGAGUGGCCGGCUAACGGUCAGAUUGACAUCAAGGGGGUGUCUGCUUCGUAUAGCAACGAACAGCAAACAUCAUCGGAAGGUAUUGUGACGCCCCCGAGUCUCGCGCUGAAAGACCUCAAUUUCUCCGUCCAACCUGGCCAGAAGGUUGCCCUCUGUGGGAGAACCGGAAGCGGCAAAUCCUCGCUGAUUCUUCUCCUACUCCGCCUUCUGGACCCCGUGUCGACCUGCUCGCAGAAUAUUGAGAUUGACGGCGUCCCGUUCCACCGCAUCGACCGGUCGACGCUCCGCGGGCGCAUCAUCGCCGUGCCCCAAGACGCCGUCUUCCUCCCCGACGGUAGCACGAUCAAGUCGAACCUCGACCCGUUCGAGGCAGCUUCGGACGCCGAGUGUCUCUCGGUGUUACGCGCGGUGCAGCUCGCCGGCUUCGUCGAGGAGCAGGGCGGGCUGCACGAAGGCAUGAGCGCCGACAGCCUCAGCGCGGGGCAGAAGCAGCUCUUCAGCCUGGGACGGGCGAUCCUCCGGCGGCGCAUGAAGGAUGCGCGAUCCAAACGGCGCGGGGGAGGUAUCCUGCUGCUCGACGAGGUUAGCUCAAGCGUGGACCACGCGACGGACCGGCUGAUGCAGGAGAUCAUCAAGGAGGAGUUCGCGCAGUACACGAUCGUCAUGGUGUCGCACAGGCUUGAGCUUGUCGUGGACUUUUUCGAGGCAGUGAUUGUCAUGGACCAGGGCCGGGUCAUCGAGACGGGCAGCCCCCCGGAGCUGGUCAACACGAGGGGCAGCCGGUUUGGCGAGCUGUGGGCGAUUGAGAACCAAGGCAGGUCGUAG
Molecule: messenger RNA, 4461 nt
Organism: Colletotrichum graminicola M1.001
Lineage: Eukaryota; Fungi; Ascomycota; Sordariomycetes; Glomerellales; Glomerellaceae
Product: ABC transporter
Exons: 4
Coding region: 1-4461 (1486 amino acids)
Biological process (GO): transmembrane transport
Cellular component (GO): membrane
Molecular function (GO): ATP binding; ABC-type transporter activity; ATP hydrolysis activity
Source: RefSeq, a predicted model, not a curated record